AUGCCCGUGAGGAUCGUAACCUACAGCUCUUCAAUAGAUCUGCCCCCUACUAUGUUCAUCAGAGGCACACUGCUCCAGAAUACACAGAUGAAGCUUUCAUACACACACAUUCACUUUACAGGCGCUGUAAAGCCCAUUCCUGUCUGUGACAUACUUGCGGUUGAAGGCAACAUGGUAUCGAUAGAUGCCUUAGAAGAAAUGAAGAAAGUCUAUCACAAGACAAUCCUGUGGAGCAAGGAUGUGGUAAGUACUGCGAUAUGGUUCGUGGAAAACUUUGACGUGAGCCUAGACAAAAGCUACGUCGUAAUAAGUAAUAGCAACACAACCAUCGAAGAGAGAGAUAUCAGUGGACCUGUAUCAGAAGGAGCACUCCUGGACCCAAAGAUAGAAUAUAAAAAGAGCAUCGGAGAAGACUAUCUGGAUCGCAAGUUUAACAGUCUAGAAGAGAAAAAGGCCAUAGAAAGCAUAUUUAGUAGACUCCGCCUGGCAAAAAAUCAGUAG
Encephalitozoon cuniculi GB-M1 is the source of this 501-nucleotide messenger RNA. RefSeq lists its product as uncharacterized. The transcript has a single exon. The record is from RefSeq and is marked provisional. Bases 1 to 501 code for a protein of 166 amino acids. NCBI's taxonomy places the organism in Eukaryota, Fungi, Microsporidia, Unikaryonidae.